This is a messenger RNA of Salvia hispanica, 805 nucleotides long. Lineage: Eukaryota; Viridiplantae; Streptophyta; Magnoliopsida; Lamiales; Lamiaceae. The record is from RefSeq and is a predicted model, not a curated record.
ACUGCAAGAGCAUAUUAACUCUAAUAAAAAAUCUAAGUUACUUAUUUUAGUGCAAGAGUAAGAGUUAAUAAUGCAGGGAUUUGGAGACCAGAUUUUUAGCUCUGAAUCUGGUUUGGAAAUUCAGAAACUUGGAAAUGAUGAGUUUGAUGAUGAUGGGAAACCUAAGAGAACAGGAAACGUUUGGACUGCAAGUGCACAUAUUAUUACAGCAAUCAUAGGCUCUGGAGUUCUCUCACUAGCAUGGGGAGUUGCACAGCUUGGAUGGAUUGCCGGUGUUGCGACUCUUGUCCUUUUCUCCGGCAUCACAUUAUAUACGGGCAGCCUCCUCGCAGAUUGCUAUCGAUCCCCAGUUACUGGAAAACGCAACUAUACUUACAAGGAAGUUGUCAAGAACAACCUUGGUCAAGUGAUGUAUAUGUUUUGUGCAACGGUUCAAUAUGUGAACUUAACCGGGAUGGUGAUCGGAUACACCAUCACAGCAUCGAUAAGUAUGGCUGCAAUCCAGAAGUCGGAUUGCUUCCAUAGCCGAGGCCACGAGGUUUCAUGCAGUGUUUCUCACAAUCCAUAUAUGAUAGGAUUGGGAGUUCUCGAGAUUUUCCUGUCUCAAAUCCCCAACUUCCACAAGCUGUCGAUGCUCUCUGUCGUUGCAGCCAUCAUGUCUUUUGCAUACUCGUCUAUAGGCGUAGGGCUCGCCUUUGCAAAAGUUGUUUCAGGGGACGGGGGAAGAACCUCGCUCACGGGUGUAGAGAUCGGAGCCGGUCUAACAGCAGCUGAGAAGAUUUGGAGAAUGUUUAGACUAGCUUAA